This is a messenger RNA of Nicotiana attenuata, 536 nucleotides long. RefSeq lists its product as uncharacterized. The record is from RefSeq and is a predicted model, not a curated record. Lineage: Eukaryota; Viridiplantae; Streptophyta; Magnoliopsida; Solanales; Solanaceae. The annotation marks the transcript as partial. The transcript has 2 exons.
AUGACUUGAUAUUUACAGGAAAUAAUCCAAAGAUGUUUGAAGAAUUCAAGAAAGCAAUGGCUAGAGAAUUUGAGAUGACGGACAUUGGCCUAAUGGCCUACUAUCUUGGAAUUCAAGUAGCACAGAGGAAGGGUGUUAUUUUUAUUUCUCAAGGAGAGUAUGCAAAGGAAAUUCUCAAGAAUGUUGAGAUGGAGAAUUGCAAUCCCGCCGGAUAUCCUUUUUGGGGUUGGACUCUUGAGUCACUUUAUGGAAACUCCUACUACCUCGCACUUAAAGGUAGCGAAAAGAAUACUUCGGUACGUACGCUUGAUUAUGAAAUUCUUUAUUCAUCUUCUAAAGAAUCCAAGUUCCUGGGAUAUUGUGAUAGUGACUGGGCUGGUGAUAUUGAUGAUCGGAAAAGUACUACUGGGUUUGUUUUCUUUCUUGGAAAUUCCGCAUUUACAUGGAAUUCUAAGAAGCAACCAAUUGUGACUUUGUCAACUUGUGAAGCGGAGUAUGUAGCAGCUUGUUCGUGUGUUGCCAUGCAAUUUGGCUAA